This is a messenger RNA of Seriola dumerili (greater amberjack), 3884 nucleotides long. RefSeq names its product gem nuclear organelle associated protein 4 (gene gemin4). The record is from RefSeq and is a predicted model, not a curated record. NCBI's taxonomy places the organism in Eukaryota, Metazoa, Chordata, Actinopteri, Carangiformes, Carangidae. The coding region runs from base 213 to 3638 and encodes 1141 amino acids. Gene Ontology annotation, biological process: spliceosomal snRNP assembly; rRNA processing. Gene Ontology annotation, cellular component: SMN complex. The transcript has 6 exons.
CAUGCUGCCGCAAACUUGUGAAAACCUCCUGAGAGUGACGGACUUUACCGACUGAACGGACUUAAUUACCAUAAAUGCGAAGUAACAGUUGUUUAUUGGACUAUAUUCACUCAGUGGAACAAACUAUCGACCAUGAAUGGGAAAUGAAAACGGGACUAAAAUAAGCUAACGACUUUCCUUUAGCUACAUGCAGCAGCUAAGCUAGGACAGUAAUGAUGGACAAAGAUUCAGCAGUCCUCCAGGGUGCCUUCCUCCUGGCUGAUAAGCUGUGUCUCCCCUCAUCCCUGUCCUCCCUUGAAAAAGCUGACUGGAGCAGGGUGGGUCGUCCAGUCCUGGAGGCAGUCAGAGAAAUCUGUGGACAGGAUGAACUCAGUGGUCAUCUCCACUCUGUGGCUGGCUGCUGGAGAAAGAAAAUAGUUUGUGUUGUGUGGUUGAAGCUGUUGUGCAGACAGGCUGAAGAGGAUGUAGAGACAUCGUGGAGGGAGAAUCCUUUCUUCCCUCUCCAGAGUGGCCUCCCUGAGGUCAACCAUGUUGUCCUGCUGGAGCUGGUGAGGUCAAUGGAAGCUGCAGAUGUUUUUGCCAAUUUCCUUCUAUGUCUUCCUCAAUCUCAGAUCUGUGUUGAACUUGAAAGGCUAAUACAGUAUGUGAAAAGCAGCCCUACUAGAGAGGAGGAUGUUCGGCUUUUUCUGGAGGUGUGGUGGGAACUGUGGAAGGGCAGAAGCGAACAGAAAGUAGGAGGAGGAGAGGAAAGCAUAGAGGCGAUGUUUGCCAACCAGUUUGCUCGUCUGUCCUCUAAGUCCUCCAGUGUGUCCCCUCAGGCUGCCAAGAGGUUAAAGCUAGACACAUCAGAUAAACUUGCAUCUUCACCAAGCACUGAUGUCCUGCACAUUCUCCUUCACGCACUUAAAGACAUGAAAGAUCACAUAUCCUCAACAGAUCUCUGUCUCCAAGCCCUCUCCAUUUCCCUUGAUUCUCUUUACACAACCUUACUUAUAGACAGAGAGGUCUCACUUCCAACCAAAGAGAAGAUGCACCUGUUGUCUAAAGCCGUCAGCAUCAAAGAAAAGAAUUAUGACAGACUGAGUCCUGAACUUAUUCAGGAGGCGCAGAGAGACUUACGUGCCUCUCACACACCGUCUCAGUUUCAACCCACGAAGCUGAAGCUUGGGGAAGCCUUGAAGAUGAUAACAGACCUCACACAGUUCUGGCUCAACAGUGGCCUCCUGAGAGCGUAUGACAGCGCUAAUCUUAGUUACUCUGCUUUUAAACUAGAACAAAGUGUCCAGAGAGUUCUGCCUGAGACGGAUGUUCAAGAGACUGAGAAGAAUAUACUCAGAGAUUUGCUGAAGUCACUGGCUUUCUCCGACACACAGACAACCCCCGAGGUGGAUGCAAAGGUCACUAUGAUCAUCAUAAGUCAUCGCCUGGAAGACUAUCAGAACUUUGCUGUGUUAUUUGCCAGCGAGAGGAGCUGGGCCUCCUGUGACGAGCACUGGCUGGACUGCCUGGAAAAGAACCAGGCGGCCUUCAGGCAGCACAUUACGCUGCUCGGCCUCGCCUCCACCCUCAUGACUAAACUCCACAGCGGGGGCUCAGAUGUGAGCCAGUGCAGGAAGCUAAUGAAAGUCACUGCAGACAUUUUCUCAGCACUUUCGUUAGAAGACAAGAACAAAUCGUUGGCUGCCAUGUUGAGAUUGUCCCCCAGGGGUUUUUUUGGGCACCCUGUUCCCUCUUCUGUAACUGAUGGAUUUGAGCAGGAGCUCAACAUGGCAUUCAACUGCAUCAUCCAGGGAGGGGGUGGAGCGACAGCAGCAGUGUCGCAGGGCAAUCUGAACACAGCGGCCUCUUUAGUGGCUCGAGUGGCCUUUCAGAACCCAGAAGCCGCUUUGAGGUCGUGUUGUCACUCAGCUGUUUUCAACAAGGGGGCUUUCUCUCUUAUGGCUCAGAUCCUCCAGCUGCUGCCUGGACUCAGGAGACAGAAGGGAAGAAAAGAUGAAGCUGAACGUCAUGAAAAAGAAAGAAAAGAGGCAGAGGAAAAUAUAGAUGAAGGAAAGGAUGCUUGGAGUGGGAGCAGCCUGCUCUGCAGGUGUCUGCAGGACAUGAUCAAGAACAAAUCAUUGUUGGCCAGUGAAAAGGAGCAGCUCCUCAAGUUCCUGGGUCUCCUGAUGAUGCCAGUCAUAGAAGUGGAGGGAGAAGAAAGGAAGCAGUGUUUUCUGCCUCCUCAGGAGGUCGUGAACAUCUUUGUCCUGCCGAACCUUUCCACUACGGCUCACAGUUCCUGUGAUAUAGAACUGAGUGUACAACUUCUCCACACUGCUCUGUGUGUGGAUGUCCAGGAUCCGGCUUCUUCUCCUCACUGGGUGCUGGACUGCUCUCCCUUUCCCCUGCUUUACGUCCUGGCACAGCUGCACAACCAGGCUCUCAGGUUCUGGGAGCAGCCACCAGAGGGCGCUGUCCACCACUGGUCCAUGGACACCAUGGAGCUGCUGGUGUUGGUGCUGGCCACACUGGGGGAGGUGAUGGGUGCAGAGGUGGCGGCGGCCCCCAGCAGCUGGUCCAGAGCUCUUUUCUGGCUCUACAAUAAGAUGGAGGAACUGGACUGGACAGUCAGGUUCCACCUGAAGCCCGUGUGGGGGGAGCACUUUAAAAAUGAAGUUCCUUCAUCUCUGCUGGCCGUGUGUGAUUUACCUGAGCAGGACUGGUCCGGUUUGGACCUGCCUCAGUACGGCCAGGGCAGCGGCCUUCUGGCCUGGAUGGAGUGCUGCUCCAUAUCGGACUCCCUGAAGUCCACCAUGUUGUCCUGCCUCUCUCUGGACCAGCGCCGGCCCGACCACGUGGGCAUGUUCAGCAAAGGGCUGCUGGUGGCUCUGACCCAGACUCUCCCAUGGUGCUCCGUCUCCCAGUGGUCCCGGCUGCUGGGCGUCCUGAGGGAGCUCAUCACCUCCGGUCGCCUCCACGUCCCCUUCUCGCUCGAGUACGUGGACUAUCUUCCCCUCCUGGAUCUGAGGAGGUUUUCGUGUGAGCUCCGCCUGUCGGUUCUCCUGCUGCGAGUCCUUCAGCUGCUCUGCGGGUCCAGCUGCUCACACUGGCUGUCAGCGCCGCACGGCUGGGCGCACGUCGGCAGGUUAUACGCCCACGCCGUGAGGGAGAUGAUGAGCUCAGUGAGAGCCAAGCUGCCUCUUCCAUCAUCUGGAGCCUGGGCUGUCUCGGCUUCAACGCCUCCUAAAGCCCCAACACCUAGAGACUCAAAUCCUCCCUGCUCUUCAGACAAAGCCUCGAACAUGUCCUCAGACGCAGAAUCGUCUGCUGUGAAGUCAGAGGAGUCACAAAUGGAGAAGGAGGUGGAGACAGCUCCCAGCCAGGAAGUCCUGUUUGUUCUCAGCCAGCUCUUCUGCCAUGUUCAGCACAUCCAGGUGAUGAUGCCCGGAGGUCAGUGUGAACCGCUGUUCCUGUCCAGUCUGGAAAUCCUCAGCCACUACGAAGCCAUCAUGGCCGCCUUUCCAGAGAGCAGCAGCCCGCUGGAGAGCGACAACACCCGGCACUUCUUCACCACCAUCACGGACAACCUGGAGAACCAGGAGAUGAAGGUCGUGCUGCAGCAGAAGAUCGCUCAGCUCGUGUCGGCAGACGCACGCUGAUUUUUUUUUUUUUUUUCAAUCGGGGUUAUGAGGGUUCAAACAGUCGAAACUCCGUCUGUAGAUUUCAGAUCGGUGUUACACACUGUACUCAGCUGAUUUAUGGAGUUACUGCAAAAUGACGUGUUUGUAAUCUGAUUCAAUAAAAAGACAACAUUUCACAGCAAACGUGUUUUUGUGCUGCCUCAGUCACAAUCAUUUCUACUCUGAAAUGAAACAUAAACAAUAAUUCAAUUCUUUUACUUUAUU